This is a messenger RNA of Marasmius oreades (fairy-ring Marasmius), 1107 nucleotides long. RefSeq lists its product as uncharacterized. Lineage: Eukaryota; Fungi; Basidiomycota; Agaricomycetes; Agaricales; Marasmiaceae. Bases 312 to 1022 code for a protein of 236 amino acids. The transcript is spliced from 4 exons. The record is from RefSeq and is a predicted model, not a curated record.
AUUCGACCAUGCACCCACCAACGCACACAUACUAAACAAAUCUUCAAAUCGUCCGCUUUUCUUUAACCUGCAGAUGAACUGAACUUCUACGCCAUCUCCGUGUCCUUGCCGUCCUUUCGCUUUAUUCCCUUACAUGUUCCGAUGGACGUUGACGAGACGAGACGCGAAGGACAUUUCCCAAUACAGUAAUUUCUACGAGUUUUGCUCAGCCUUGCCUUUUUGGUUGGGCCCCCACAUUCUCCAAGGGUAUAUAAAGGACUCUGUACCGCCCGAGGGGUCUCUCCCACUUCUUUCCUCCCAUUAUAAUCAUCAUGCGUUUCUCUUUGAUUCUCUCUGCUCUCGCCAUUUCUGUUGUCGCGACCAGCGUCAACAAGCGCCAAGAAGCUAACGAAGGCGAGAACGGAUCCACUGUCGUCGACUCGAGUGCUGCAGGCGAAUCUUCUACGAUGAUCAUGAGCUCCAGUUCAGGUGCAGGCGGAAGCGUCUCUACCAGCGCCCCGGCAUCCUCUGGCAGUGGAACCUCUACCUCCAGUCAAUGCGUCGCGCUUUGUGACAAGGCUUCUACGAUCUACGAGACCUGCCAUAACCAAUCCAACUCGCUCACCUGCUUCUGCACGCCCGCCAGCAUCGAUGGUCUCGCCGAUUGUGCAGCCUGCAAGGAUGCCAUUGGAACGAGUGACGCUAAGAUGGAAGCUUCUGCUCUGAAGGAUCAGAUUGGCGGUAUUCUACAGGCCUGUAUGUCCCAGAGCAUGACCGUCGCCUCACCAAGCAAGAUCACAAUCACCUCCACUGCCAGUGUUGGAAAUCCGUCUCAAAUCACCGCUCCCCCUGCUGCCAAAAUCACCGGAGGUGCAGGCACCAGCAACAAGUCCGCUUCUGCCUCUAAAUCUGGAGCUUCGUCCUCACCCUCGGGAACCUCUGCCAACAGAAACGGCGCGGAUAAUGCCUUCGGUAUCUCUGCUAGUCUUGUUGGUCUCGCCGUCCUCGUCGGUGCAGCUGGUGCAGUCGCGUUUUUCAUUUAGAAUACAGGGACUCGUGUGAUAUUGUAGCUUAGGUUCGUUCGGUUACGAUUUUGUUUGAGUUAGGACAUGUAAGUAUGUAGCACAG